AUGGAUAAAAUGAUAAAAGGUCUGUUGGCACAGAUGCUGAUGUCGCAGGACAAUAAUGAGUGGACUCAACGUCGAGCGAGUGGAUCAUCAUACAAGAUGUCUAGAGGUAUGCGAAAGAAGAGCAUAGGCGAUGCCAAAUAUGAAUGCAGCAGAUGCGGAAAAACAUACAAGGCCACGACAUCCUUGAGCCGACACAAACGACUUGAGUGCGGUGUCGUGCCUUGCGAGGUAUGUCCUAUCUGCGGCCGCAGAUUCAAGCACAGGUUCGUCCUAAACGCUCACAUCGUUGAUGGUGUCCUGAUGAACAAAUUUGAACUGAAUGCUAACCACCUGAAUACGUCCCGACAUUUCGUAAAUUGUGGCCAAAUAGAGCCGCUACCGAAGCAAUAUUUUUGCGGUGAAUGCGGCAAAGUAUAUAAAUGGAUGGACAAUCUGCGCCGACAUCAAAGACUGGAGUGCGGCAAGCUACCUAAGUGGCAUUACAGCGAUGAUGAACUGUCCGAUUGGUUAGUUGAACCGUUCGUAAAGCAGGAGCUCAAAGAAGGAGGCUGCUUCGAGUUCGUGACUAUUCCCAAUCAACUGUCUUCGGACCGUAAGAAAAAGCAAGUGAGAGAGAAGGUUAUCACCCCGCUCGUCUGCGAGGAAUGCGGAAAGCAUUUCUCGAGGAUCGACAGUCUCAAAAGACACGAAAAGAAAUACUACGAGAAUGAACAAUGCACCGCGGAAAAGAGCAACGAUGAGGAACCGGAAAUCUGCGAGGUAGCUUUUCAUGGUCAACUUAAGUAUCUACUCUGUGACUCGCCGAUCCUUAACAGCGUGGAAACAAAUGUGGUCCAGAAAAAUUCCAAGUCUUGCCAGCAAUUCCGUUGCGAUGGCUGUGGCAGAGCGUACACGAGAGUCGACAGCCUGAAACGUCAUCAACAGAAAUGCGACGAGCUUCUGGCGUCGUUUCAGGAUCGGCAGGAAGCGUUAGAAAGGCUUCAGCAGCAGGAAUAUUAUUGUAAUCAAUGUGGCAAAUCGUACAAAAGGCUAGAUACUCUGCGUCGGCAUCAGCGCAAUCAAGUGUGCGCUGACAAAGAGAGCAACAAUUCUUCAAAAAUAGAUAAGCCAAGUGCGGAUCAACCGGAGGAGUACGACGCUCUAUGGAUGUUGGAACGGAAGGCGCGCAGCAUUGGUCAAGAAAGCCAGGAUUCCCUUCCGUACUCGUCGUCGAAAGUACACGAUACCUUAGGAUGUGGUGGCGAUUAUCCAGUUCAGAUGUAUAGCGGAGACUCCUACAUGCCGAUGAUACAGACGAUACAGACCCACUACGUUUGUACCGAUUGCGGCAAGAAAUAUAAAUGGUUAGACAGUCUGAAGAGGCAUCAAAGGGUGGAUUGCGGCAAUAAAGAGAAAAGAAAUAGAAGAUCAAAACGCAAGCACUCGCCAGGUGACGCCAUCGAAUGGUACUAUCAGUAUCAAACAAUGUAUCUACGUCUGAUGGCGGAAAACCAGUUGACGAAAGAGACAACAACGGGAACAACAACAACCGAAAAUCAAACAAGUGUUUGUCCCGAUAAUAUCGCCACUAAGAAAAUUCAAAAUGGCCAACCAUUGACAGAAGUCAGCAGCAACCAGGUAACCGCGAGUAAUCGCGAUUCCUAUUACUAUUGUCAACGUUGCGGUAAUGCCUACACGAGACCGCACUCGUUAAAUAGACAUAUGAAAUUUGAAUGCGGUGUGGAGCCACAAUUCGAAUGUCCUAUCUGUCACAAGAAGUCCAAACAUAAGCAUAAUUUGUUGUUACAUAUGAGAACUCAUAAAAAAUCUUAG
This is a messenger RNA of Trachymyrmex septentrionalis, 1812 nucleotides long. Its product is annotated as zinc finger protein 107-like. The transcript has 8 exons. NCBI's taxonomy places the organism in Eukaryota, Metazoa, Arthropoda, Insecta, Hymenoptera, Formicidae. The record is from RefSeq and is a predicted model, not a curated record. The coding region runs from base 1 to 1812 and encodes 603 amino acids. Gene Ontology annotation, biological process: regulation of transcription by RNA polymerase II. Gene Ontology annotation, molecular function: DNA-binding transcription factor activity; RNA polymerase II cis-regulatory region sequence-specific DNA binding.